AUGCGUCGUGUUGUCGUGACUGGUCUUGGAGCAGUGACACCUCUAGGAGUAGGUUUCCGUCGUACUUGGAAACGUCUCCUGGAUGGUCACUGUGGCAUCGUCAAUGUCAACCAUCGCGAUGCCAGAUUUGCAGAUCUGCCAUGCCAGAUCGCAGCAGUGGUGCCGCAAGGUGCACGAAAGGAUGGAUGUUGGACGGCUUCGGAGUGGUUAAGUCGAGAUGAUGAGCGCAAGAUGGCUCGCUUCGCCCAAUAUGCCAUGGCUGCGUCGGAAGAGGCCCUCGAAGACUCGGGCUGGAAGCCUACAGAAUUUGAGAAACGAGAAGCUACUGGAGUCUGCCUUGGAUCAGGCAUUGGCAACUUUGACGAGGUUUACGACACAGUCGUUGCAUAUGACAAGGGGGGAUAUCGCAAAGUAUCACCUCUGUUCGUGCCUAAGCUUCUGAUCAAUCUCGGGGCUGGGCACAUUUCCAUGAAGUAUGGAUUCAUGGGCCCAAAUCACUCAGCAACAACGGCUUGUACAACUGGGGCUCAUUCCAUAGGCGAUGCUGCUCGCUUCAUCGCGUUCGGUGAUGCAGACGUGAUGCUGGCCGGCGGGGCAGAGUCUUGUAUUCAUCCGCUAGCUGUCGGAGGUUUUGCUCGGGCCCGCAGUUUGGCUACAAGCUUUAACGGCUCGCCAGAAAAGGCAUCAAGACCUUUUGACUCGGAUCGGGAAGGCUUUGUGGUCGGUGAAGGCGCGGCAAUGUUGGUCUUGGAGGAACUCGAACACGCAAAAGCCAGAGGAGCUCGAAUUUAUGCCGAAUUGAGAGGCUACGGCUGUUCUGGCGAUGCACACCAUAUGACAGCACCUAAAGAGAACGGCGAAGGCGCGUUCCUAGCCAUGAGGAAAGCUCUGAAAAACGCCGGACUCCCACCUUCCGCGGUCGACUAUGUCAACGCUCAUGCCACUUCAACUGUUGUCGGUGAUGCAGCAGAAAAUGCUGCCAUCAAAUCCUUGCUCCUGGGACCGGGAGGGAAGCAACGGGCGACGGAAGUUAACAUCAGUAGCACGAAGGGAGCCGUCGGCCAUUUGCUCGGUGGUGCAGGCGCCAUUGAAGCUUUGUUCUCAGUUCUCGCAGUUAACGAGGAUGUGAUGCCUCCGACCAUCAAUCUGGAGCGGUUGGCUGAUGGGUUUGACUGCAACUAUGCCCCGAAACAGGCCCAGGAGCGCACCAUUGACGUGGCUUUAACGAACAGUUUUGGAUUUGGGGGGACGAACAGCAGUUUGUGUUUCUCGAAGCAUGCAGGGUAG
Messenger RNA from Aspergillus niger, 1287 nucleotides. RefSeq lists its product as uncharacterized. The transcript has 8 exons. The coding region runs from base 1 to 1287 and encodes 428 amino acids. The record is from RefSeq and is a predicted model, not a curated record. Lineage: Eukaryota; Fungi; Ascomycota; Eurotiomycetes; Eurotiales; Aspergillaceae. Gene Ontology annotation, biological process: fatty acid biosynthetic process. Gene Ontology annotation, molecular function: 3-oxoacyl-[acyl-carrier-protein] synthase activity.